AUGAUGCAUUGCAGAUUAUUUAAACCUCACAGUGCCAUCGUUAUAAACAGGGAUAAAUCUUUUGUCCCCGAUGCAGUGUACGCCCCUGGACCCAGAAAAAUACCGAGUGAUAAACCACGAAAACCGUGCCGCAAAGGAGGGCUUUGCUUAAGAAUGGAUUGUCCAAGAAAGAAAUGCAGAAGGUACGCAGCUGCCAUGAGAAGAAAACAAAUGGGUAAAAAGGGUAGAAGGAUGUCUGAAAUCCCGUAUACGACUUUAGGUGUAACUGACGGUAAACCGAGGGCCAAAGGCACCCAGAAACAUAUGAAAGACGAUGACUCAGUAUGCGGUCUAGAUGAGAUUCCUAAACCUGAACAUGUACACAUACCGGCAAAUUUGAAACGUGGGACGUUAGAAACGCAUUCAUUAACAGUCCUACCGUGCACGAAAGAGCGAAGACCCGACGUUCAUUACGGCAUACUAACAGGAUCUUUCAACAUGUAUGACCCGAAAUUCGGUGGAAGGUCUAGAGGCAGACAAGCUCUAACUAUGAGUGUAAUGGCUUAUUGUUUAGCUUUUCAUUACCAUCCUAAGCAGUGGACGAUGAAAUUAAUUGAUAAUUUAAUAGAGGCUGGUGAUCAAUGGUAUGUCCAAUGUCUGGACAAGGUUCACGAUCAUUCUGCAGUGCAAGGAAUAUGCGAAGUAUUACCAUUCGGAAAGAAGCAAACGUUGGUUUUAAAUGGGAAGCGAAUGCAGGUGCUGCUUGGUGAGCCCGAGGUUGUUGGAUAUACCAUGUCCCUCGAUCCUACGGUCUAUAAUUUGUGCCGUGGUCUAAAAGCGUUCUUUAAAGAUAAUCGCGCUGGAGUCGUCCUGACAAGGGUAAUGAAAGUCGUGAUAUGGAAGGACAAGGUUUGCUUCUACAUAUUUGAUCCGGCCGGCAGAGACUCUAGAGCUUAUUCCAAUUUUGCUAACGGUUGUUCAGCUUUAAUAAACGUUAAAGAUCUUCAAGCAGUCGCUGAUGUCCUUCUAGCUCGUAGUGUCGUUGAAGACCAAAAGUUUGUGCUGGCCCCAGUCAAAGUAUUGAAAAUGAUUGAUGAAAAAUGCGACGAAGACUUUGAAUCGGACAAAGAACUAACUCAGGCUGAAAAAGCUAUGAUGGGUUACAGAAUUUUGAAUGAGAACUGUGCUAUUGUUAACGCGAAUAUGCAUUUAGGGGACAGGUGUUUUGAAGAAGCCAAAUUUCGACAAGCUAUUCCGAUAGCCGUCGUCGCGAUGACGUAUGCGAAGAUAUCCCCACCAAACACUUGGUUUUCAAAAACGCUGGACAAAGUCUUGCGCCUGGGCAAUAAAUUAUACAUGGACUGUUUGCACCCAAAAGUUAUGAUCGAUAUGACAAUUGACAACAUACCGAACGAAAUAAUAGUCGGCCCAUAUGCUUGCGAAAUAAUCAUGUACAGAGAAAGAGUAAAAGGACAGCUAUUUACCACAAAAGAAUGUAUAUUAAAUAUCAAAUCUGGUCUUGAAGAAUUUUUCAGUCAUGAAUACAAUAGCGGAAUAUUAGAUUUCAACAACUACGCGCUAGCUGUAUGGAGGCAAAAGGAUAUGUAUUACUUAUUUGACCCCUACCCUCGGACUAAUGACGGUUUGAGGUCUGUCAAUGUAGGGAGAGCCUGUUGCUGGAUGGUCCUUAAUCCGGAAACAAUGGCGGCUGUGUUUACAAAAAAUUGGGACUACUUGCCAGCCACGACGCAGUUUUACAUACACGCAUUCAAAGUGUUGAAGUUGAAAAAGAAGGAACCUAAGGCUCAAAUUGUCUGCACUUUGAGUGAUGAACAAUUACCUGGUGCAAAAGGGAAGAAGAGAAAGGUGCUGCCGAUGAGUAAAGCUCAUGGAGACGGCAAAGAGCUAUUUCAUGAUGUUUUGCCGCGAGAGGACUUUGAGCUACCUACACCUGGAGGGCCUCAAGUCGACGAAGAACAGAUGGGCGAUAUAAUUUCUCUAGUGGACAGCAUACAAGAAGACUACUUGCCACCUAUUCCGUUGAGAUAUAAAAAUGCCGCUCCGGAGCCUCUUGAAGACAAAGUUGUGAAUUUGGACUCUCCGACGGUAUCCGUAACACAAGUGGUGCCGCCGUGGCCGAAGCCACGUGAUAAGAGCAACGAGUUGCCCGAACCGGAUCCAGAUCCAGAACCAACCCCACCGCCUACCCCACCACCAGCACCGCCACCAGAGGGAGGUGCAGAAGAGGAGGAAGAAAUGGGUGAAGAGGAAGAAGACGAAGAGACAAUGAAAAGAAAGAAGGAAGAGGAAGAGAGAAGGAAAGCAGAAGAGGAAGAAGCGCGUAGAAAAGCUGAAGAGUUGCCUCCACCGCUGCCACCGCCGCCCCCCUCACCCCAACCGGAGCCAGAAGUUCCGCUGGCUCCCGCUGAAGUGGUGGAAGACGAAGUCCAGACAUUACCACCAGCUAACGUGGAUCGCCACAUCCUGUUAACCGAAGACGCGAGAUAUCGUUCCAAAUUACGACAACUCCGCAAGAAAAUGACUCAACCCCUAACAGAGGACCAAAUAGAAGUCAACGCAGAUGAUGAGCUGGCUAAACCCAGUAACUUCAAAAACCUUCCAGACAACACGCAGAUUAUACGCGGCUCCUCAGCUAUCAAUGAUGCGAAGACGAUAGACAUGUUACCAUUCGCUGCUAUAAUGGCUAUUGUUACGUCAUAUAAGUACAGUAUCAAUACGUGGACAGUUGGUAUAGUCAACUUUGUGGUGGACACAGCGAAAAAACUGUAUGACAAUAAGCAACAGAGAUUUCAACUUUCACCAGUCCAUGUUAUACCGAAAAUUGCUAUUGGGCAUCAGGCUUAUAAUGCAAACAUAGAUGUAGUAAGCGAAGGCCCAACUUGGCAACUAGAAGAGAUUUUGAAUCGCAAGUUUUUCAAUCGUACCGAUCGAGGCAUGGUCACCACAGCAACUUAUAGUUGUGCAUUCUUUAGAAAAAAUGGUCUUUACUAUUUAUACGAUGGCAGUUCUUGCAAUCCCAUGGGACUUAGAGAUGUAUCUGGGAAGGGAAAAGCUUGUCUUCUGAGGUUUAGGAACCUUCAUGACAUGGUUGCUAGAAUUUCAUACAACAAAGAUGGGAAGACUCAAGAACAACAAUUUGUACUAAGCAGAAUCAUUGUUAGAAGACUGUUAAACGAACCACGACUGCAAUUGCCGGAAGAUUACAAUUUUGAAACGGGAAUGCCCAAAUCCAACAAAUCCAGGUUUUCCAUCGUAGACAGUGGAAAGGGAUCAUCGGAUAAGAAGAAAUCUUCGAUAGACUCAUCAGAACCGAAGAGUGAAACUGCCAUUGGUUAUCAGUUAAUAAACGGUGUUUAUAGAAUCGAAGGUACAACAUCGCUGAAAGAUAAAAAGACAUCUUCAGAUGUAAAAUCAUGUCAUUUCGUUUGUUUGAUCGCCAUGCUGAUGGCUACUAUGCAUUCAAUUAGGACCUGGGAUCAUCUGCUUGUUGAUACAUGUAUAGAAAAGGGCCUCGAAAUAUUCGAAAAAGCGACGAACAAAAGCGUUUGCGAGAAAAGAGUAAUCAAAAACAUCAUUUUAGAUGGGAAGUUCAUUAACGUUAAUAUCAAGAAAAUUUUAGUUGUGAACGACAAUCCAGAGAAACGUCUCGACCAGUACUUGAGAGCCGUUCUUAAAAGACUUCGCUAUGUAAUAAUAAGGUUUUCCGCGUGCAGUCUUGUGAUUUGUCAAAGCGAAGGUUACUACCACUUGUUUGAUCCAUAUUCACCACCAUCAGAGAAAACUGAGCCAGCUGAGGCUGAGAAAAAGCAAGCUGCUGAGACUGGAACAUCUCCUAAAACGCCUAGUUCGGUAGCCGCCUGGACCCUGUACCGUUCCUUUGAUUCUCUCCUAGCGCGGCUACUGAAAAUCGCUUCAGACCCAAAUUCACCGGAGUUCUAUACCUUUGAGUUGACAUCCGUCAAAACGGCUCCACGCCACUCGGCUCUCAAUUACCGCCUAAGCCCACUUUUCAAAGCCGACGAAAAUCCAAACACACCAUAUUUGAAGCGUAAACGUGUACGGCCAAUAGUUGACGAAAAGAUGUACUGGUUGAACAUUGAGACUAUACCUUGGUCUCGAAUGAGCCCCGUCAAUGAUCUAGGCUUUGAAAGGAGGACUCCGAAGGCCAUGUGGAAGGAUUGGGAUAUUGAGUUUCCAGGGGAUUUGUAUUCGCUUUGGGGUUCCGUUCAUCCUAAAGAUUCGAAGUUCGACGAAAUGUUCCGUGGCAAACAGCAUCUAGCUACGUGCGUAGUCGCGCUGGUCAUGACGAAGGCUUGCAAUCUCAGCGCAUGGACUGGAAGUUUCCUUGAUGGGAUAGUUGAAAAUGGACACAACUAUCAUAAGAAAUGUCACGCCAAAGCGGCAGGAAAACCAAAUCACGAACUAACCCUAGAUUAUCUAGACUCGAAGUACGAUGAAAUGUAUCCAUACUCGUUUUCAUUUAAAUUCGAUAAAGUCAUAUUUGGCUUUGUUUAUAAUCUUCAACCGGAUCGGUUCAACUUGAGUAAAGCUAUGGUUUAUUUCUUUGAAAAGCACUCUCUCGGUAUAUUAAUAAGUCCUGCAAAAAAUUUGGCGUUUGGAAGGACUGGCACGUCCUUCUUUAUGUUCGACUGCCAAAGUUAUGGUGCCCCCGUGUUUUGUCCUGGUCAAGGGGCCUCAUAUAUUUUAAAAUGUGAGAGUCUUAAUCGCCUUAUCUAUUGCAUUACGAUAACCCUGAACACGAGGCGACAUGGCCAGCAAUUCCAUUUAUUUAAUGUUAAUGUAACACUAUCCGAGAAAUCGAAAUAA
This is a messenger RNA of Leptosia nina, 4827 nucleotides long. Lineage: Eukaryota; Metazoa; Arthropoda; Insecta; Lepidoptera; Pieridae. The record is from the annotation of a GenBank genome assembly.